Molecule: messenger RNA, 3888 nt
Organism: Plasmodium fragile
Lineage: Eukaryota; Apicomplexa; Aconoidasida; Haemosporida; Plasmodiidae
Exons: 6
Coding region: 1-3888 (1295 amino acids)
Source: RefSeq, a predicted model, not a curated record
AUGUAUGAAUUAUUCCACUUACAGAAUAGAAUGCUCAAGGAGGUUGAUGACAUAUUCAAUGAGUUACGCAGCACCAUUGGGGGGGGGACCGGCGCCAUUGCUGGCUUCUGCGGCAGUAUAUAUGAUUCGAAUGCGACAUGCAUAAAAAGGUGUAGAGAAAUUGUACAUUUAAUGCUAUACAUGCGGGGAUAUGAUUUUAAACAGGGACAAUGGCAACACCGGUACAUGCAGAACAACACGAGCAGGAAUUUUAGGGAAUAUUUAGAGUGCACAGUAGCUAGAGAGAUUUUAUUACGGCUAUAUGGACGGAAUAAAGACCACAGCAACAUUAUAAAGACAGUUUCCAAAGAGUUAGACCAGGACAACGCACUCCAGCAGCAGAAAUUCGAAAAAGGAUUGUGCGAGAAAAAAAAUUUCGGGGCGGUAAUAUUUCAAUCGGGCAAUGUUCAAGACACCUUGCACCAGCGCUUGGACACGUUGAGCACGCAAUGGGUGGCGCGCACACCAGGACGUGGGCGUGCAGCAAGAAGAUGUGGAUGGGAUGAUACAGACGGCACUACGCACACUGACGAACCAUGCAAUGAGAACGAGGUGGUGAUAACAGAAGAAGAUGAGCUCAUGCGCGCAAUACAGGGCACGGUGGACGCAGCAGACACCUUUCCGCACGUGAAGCAGGUGCUAGACGACAUGCAACAACCAGGGCAAUCCACGGCCAAAUGUGAAAUAGAGAAAAACAUAAAGACAAAGAUCACCUGCACCACCCCCGAAGCCGAGGCCACGACCAGCGCCAGCACCAAGACCACCGAGACCACCACGGCCAUCAUCACCAGUGGGUCCGGGCACAGACGCAGUGGGCAAAUCGGGAGGAUCCACAAAACCGACUGGUGCCACCGCACCCGCCCUGGCCAAACCAGACACCAAGGCCAAACCAGUAGCGGCGAAACCGCCCACAGCGGUGGUAACGAAGACGACAUCGGCAGUGGCAUGACGACGACAUCAUCUGCGAGUGGUGGUCAGGCUGCUACGGGCGGUGCUCCUGCCGCAGGGGGAACAUCCACGCAGGCGAAGACGGCGAACGCGGACGAUUGUCCAUUGAAGACCAUAUUGAAAGAGGACAGGAGGCAAGUAGUCGUGCUGGGUAAUUAUAGUAAGGAAGAACUGGAAACCAUGAAGAGAGUGUUGCAGCAGUUUAUUGAUUACAUGGACGAUCCAGACGGCACGGUGGAUGCCUUAGGGGCGAACUGUUAUAAUACCGGUUGGAAUGAUAUAACAGACGCCCGUACAUUGUUCACGGGCCAGACAGUAGCAGACGUCAUACGGUGCAAACUCAUGACGCGUGCAUUAUUCUUCGCGAACCAGGAGGGAGAAAACGCGGAAGAUAAAGAAUUGUACAAAAGGCUAAGAUGUGAGAUAGCGAAUGCAUUCGGGUACAUACUGGAAAACAAGUACUGUGACCAUAAGACAGCAUGGAAAAGAGGUAUAAAGUAUGCCUGGAAAACAAUGCAGAACAUGGGAUCUAGUGAAUAUGGGGGGAACCCAAUGACAGGCCCAGUCUUUGAUAAGAAAUGUACAGAAUGUGGGUACCAUGCUGCGGGAACCAUUAUACGACCAGUAAAUGGCACACUGGUAGACUGGUUAGUAAGCAACGCCGGAAUAAUGGACACAAUAGGGAAUAUAGAGCACAAAGUGGACUGUAGUAUGCAGUGGACGGACUAUGAGCUGACGAAGGCGGCAGACGGUAAAAUUCAAAUUUCAAAAAAAGCUGCGCCAGCAGCAGCACCACAAGAUGUAGAAAAGGAAAUAAAGGAGGUACAGGACAAGAUAAAAUCGGAAGCUCUAGACGUAGUUAAAAAGAUGACGCACGCAGUAGAGAACAAAAUUACACAAGGCAAAGGAGGCAAGAAACCGGCAGCACCAUCACGGGCAUCACCAGGGCCAAUAGAAGGCGGAUCAGAGAAAGCAGAUAAGAACACUGAAGUGAAGGUUGUAGGAAGUACUGAGGACCGCUCAGCACCAGGAUCAACAGGACAACCACCACCACCAGCCGCACCCCCAGUCACUACUGGUACCGGUUCCUCAGCCUCCGGUGGAAGUACACCUGAUCCAACGGAGGCACACAAUACUGCUAAGGAUGAUAAAGCCCAUGAUGGGGAUACUGUCGCAUCCUCUCCCACGACACAACCAUCUCAAGAGUCCCAGCCCCCCAAGGCAACAGUUACCUCCACUGAUCCUGCUCAAAGUGGUCACAAACAUGAGACAGGUCCCUCUGGUGCAGAUGGUCCUACUGGUCCCGGCUCCUCAGGACCUGGUUCUACUGGUCACCAACCCCCUGGUUCCUUCGGUCCUGGCUCCACUGGCCACCAAAACCCUGGUUCCUCAGGUCCAGGUUCUGCUGGUACUGGCUCUACGGGGACUCUGCAACCGGGUACCACAGGAGCUGGCUCCACAGGUGUCCCAAACCCCGGUUCCUCAGCACCGGGCAGUCAGGACACAGGUCAGGGCGCUCCCUCUGCCUCCACCUCCCCGGACGGUAAUGAUAAGACACAUAAAACUGCUGAUGAUCCCUUUGGACUUGACCUAAAUAAUCCUGGCUCUGCUGUACUUGGUAAAGUCGGAGGUGCAUUUGUCGAAGGUAUACCCCCACUAGUUUACCACGAUACAAAAGGUAAGGGACCUAAUACAGACCCUCAUGAUAACACCAUCAGUCCAUUCAUAACACCUGCGGACAUCUUGCUUUCUGCCCCCGUUCUUAUCUUCUUUGCAUGCGUCACUUCCCUUAUCCUGCUAUUUUUCCUUGGCAAGUACUUUGCCUAUCUCGCCAAACGACGACGCACGUUUCGCACCGUUCGUGACGUGCCGUCACCGCCACUCGACGAAGAAAUUCUACAGCAUCUACAACGCGGCGCGCCGCCACCCGAUUACGGUUACACGAUGGUUAGGGAUACACAACCUGCGUCAACAUCCGCCCGACGCCGGCGCCCCCCACGCGUGCAUAAGCGCACGAUCAUCGAGCUACAUCUAGAAGUGCUGCACGAAUGUGCAGCGACCGAGUGGGAAAACUUCAAAGACCACUAUUUGCAGCUUGUCGUGCAGGAGUUUGCACAGGAGUUUGUGCAUCACUUGGAGCAGGAAGAGGACACGAAUAAGAAUACCUUAAGUGUUUCAUCAUUAAUCCAGGAUUUAUCAGGGACCCAUGUUCCAUCCACCGAUUCCGACGGACCGGGCCCUUGGUCACCGACUGAAGACGACCCCGAUCCAUGGAGUUGUAUGGAAACCAUACAGUUAGACGAUGAACAACAUGGCCCUUCCGACCCCGCGCACGCGACGUCGGCGUGCACACAAUGGAUUAACUGGAUUCACCGCAACAAACAUAUGCUGCGCCAGUGCACGGGGCAAACGUGGUUUAAUGCCCUCAAAUCGGAUUGGACACAAUACCUGCGUGAGCACAUGGCGGCAAAGGAGGACAACGGAGUAUCCGGGCAGCGUGCACUCGGUGAGCGUGGCAAUAUGCCAUCCGCAGACAUGACGAAACUGCGGUUGUGGAGACAGUGGGUUGCAACACAGCAUAAACGGACGGAUACAUACAGUGAGCAGGAGUGGUUUAAACAUUUGUUGAAUAAUGUAGAGGAGGAGACAGUACCGCAAAAAGGCGACGUACCUAUAAUGCAAAAAGACUUAGAAGUGGACAAAGUAAAGGGAACAGAAGAUAUACUGACAGUGAGAAAUUCGCCAGGCAGCCAACCACUGCAUCGGCAACCUUACAUGAAAAAACCGUUAACCGUUAAAACAUGGAUACUGCUCCUGGCAUUAGUCAUCGAAGACUGCGAGCUCGAAUGUCGUUUGCACGAAACGGAGUUAUAUGUGGAUGACCUAUUGCAACAGUGUUAA